Toxotes jaculatrix (banded archerfish) is the source of this 1015-nucleotide messenger RNA. It is a transcript of the gene med21, whose product is annotated as mediator complex subunit 21. Gene Ontology annotation, cellular component: mediator complex. Lineage: Eukaryota; Metazoa; Chordata; Actinopteri; Toxotidae. The coding region runs from base 23 to 490 and encodes 155 amino acids. Gene Ontology annotation, biological process: regulation of transcription by RNA polymerase II. The transcript is spliced from 4 exons. The record is from RefSeq and is a predicted model, not a curated record. Gene Ontology annotation, molecular function: transcription coregulator activity.
GGACUUUCUCGCGACAACGUUAAUGUUUCGGGAUUUUGCUAAAACAGAAAACAUGGCGGACAGGCUAACGCAACUUCAAGACGCUGUCAAUUCGCUUGCAGAUCAGUUUUGUAAUGCCAUCGGCGUCCUGCAACAAUGUGCUCCUCCUGCUUCCUUCAGUAACAUCCAGACGGCUAUUAACAAGGAUCAGCCUGCAAAUCCAACCGAAGAAUAUGCCCAGCUGUUUGCAGCCCUGAUAGCCAGAACAGCUAAAGAUGUGGAUGUGCUAAUCGACUCUCUGCCCAGUGAAGAGUCCACGGCAGCUCUGCAGGCGGCCAGUCUGCGGCAGCUGGAAGAGGAGAACCAUGAGGCAGCAGCUCGUCUGGAGGAAGUGGUUAACCGUGGCGAUAUGCUCCUUGAGAAGAUCCAGAGCGCUCUGGCUGACAUAGCUCAGUCUCAGCUUCGCACCCGCAAUGGAGCACCAAGCCAGCCCUCGCCCGCCGAAUCCUGACCAACAGCAUACGUAAUACAAUUUUGGACAAUUUCACUCAUGUUUUGACUCAUAGUUUUUGCCCUCAGACACCAGCUGUAAGCCUCAAAACACUCACAGACAGGCUGAACGUCCUCAAGUGUGUCUGAGUGGAGAGCACUAGAUGCUGACCAGAUUUGUGUGGAUGAGUUUCUUUCACUGGUUUGGAGACCAGUAAUUUGACUUAGAAAAAGUUACAAAGAUGUCUUGGCCUGAACCUCACUUGGAGUAAAAGAAGACAUCUUCACAUACACAUUGGUUUGUUUGCAGACUUUUUUUUUGGAUACAAAAAAUUUGGAAAAAUACUUCAUCAUGCUAAAACAGUUUGUCAGAUUUUGUAUGUUUUAUGUACAGUAUGUGUUGUAUAUUGAGGGUUUUUUUGGUAGAUAUUUAUGAAUUAAAUGAUCAUAAUUCUCAUUUUGGCUGCUUUAAAAAGUUAAAUCACUCACUUUUCUGUAUGUGUGUGAUUUUGUUCUUCCUUUUUUUUAAAAAUAAAACUUCAACAAA